Molecule: messenger RNA, 1182 nt
Organism: Leucoraja erinaceus (little skate)
Lineage: Eukaryota; Metazoa; Chordata; Chondrichthyes; Rajiformes; Rajidae
Gene: slx9
Product: SLX9 ribosome biogenesis factor
Exons: 6
Coding region: 56-733 (225 amino acids)
Biological process (GO): maturation of SSU-rRNA from tricistronic rRNA transcript (SSU-rRNA, 5.8S rRNA, LSU-rRNA)
Cellular component (GO): preribosome, small subunit precursor; nucleolus; 90S preribosome
Source: RefSeq, a predicted model, not a curated record
GACACCGCCCCCUUCUCCCCAGCCACGUGCGUUGCCCUUGGCAACAGCCAGGGCCAUGGUGGGGAAGACGAAACAGCCUCGGUUCCGGCUGCACUCGGCGGCGGUGAAACUGACCGGGUCGGCCCAGGCAGAGAGCGAGCCUGCCCGGGCAACCCCCGUGUCAUGGCCCCCGCCCCCACUCUCCGUGGAUGCCAGGAGGCGACUGCAGGAGGAUGCCGAUCGCUUGCCGCCUUCGCUGUUCGCCGGGACCAAAAUCGACCCGAGUCUGCUGGUUGGGAAGCUGGACGACGACGAGCGCAAGUCGGUGGCGUCUAGCCAGAGAGGUGACAAGGUUCAAAUCUCAAAGAAAGAGAAAAUAAAACAAAGGCAUGAACAAUGGCUUCACAAAAUCGAGAUGAUCAAACUGGCAAAACAGAAGAUGAAAGCCCAAGAGAAACGGAAAUCCACCCCUGUUGUGGGAGACAUGCAGCCACUUUCUGAUGCACUGCCAGAGUUGACAGAAUUGAUCAGUGAAAGCAACAGUUCAAUGGCCAAUAAAUCAAAGAGCCAUGCAAAGAAGAAACCAGAAAGAAUACAGUACAGUAAGAUGAAGCAAGCUCAAAAACGGAAAUUCAUAGAAGAAGAAGUGGCCCAAUUCAAACUUACCAUUGAGAACCCAGCAUUUAAGGCAAACCCUCUUGCAGCAAUCAAUGAGCAUCUCCAAAAGAGAAUAAGACAAGAAGAUGAAAUCUGAAGUUCUAUAAAAUACAAGGACUUCUGCCAGAGGGAAUGUGAAAUAAUUUGCAAGUUGGCUGCAUUUGUCAGACCUUGUGUCAAAAAGUAUUAAUUGCAUAUACUGUUGCUGAAUGGGAAUCUUUCGCACAGCCCUUGGGUUAAAAUUACUGUCCAAAUGAAGAGACUGUCGGCAGGGAAACAGAAAUUAAGAAACGGAGAGACACACAGAUGCUGAUUAAUACACAAAAGGACACCGAGCUGGAUCCGAAACAUCACCUAUUCAUGUUCUUGAGAGAUGCUGCCUAGUCUGCUGAGUUACUAGAACAUUUUGUGUCAAAACAGAUAUCAAUGUUGUUGUGUGCAGUGCAAGAAUUUUUAUUUUAACAUCUCAGAAACAUGUUUUGUAUACAUAAUAUAUACAAAAAUAAAGAAUGGCUGAACACCACAGCUCUUUAUUUGAUUUCCCAA